AAAAUUAAAAAAAUAUUCUUAAGCGCUUUACAGUGUAAGAUUAAGUUUACAGUAAAAAUAUAGAAAAAUGAAUUUAAAAAAUAAUACAGUGUAAAAAACAUAUUAUAAGACUAUGGCAUGCUAUACGCUAAUUUUAAAAAAGUGAGUUUUUAACUUAGAUUUAAAAACAGUCAGUAAAUCCUAGUUUCAGAUUUCAUUAAGCGGUUAUGGACUUUUGCCCAUCGCCAUUUCCAUCCCAACCUCAUAUGUGUUUCUAGUAAACAAGUUUCAGGUUAGGUAGCGCUGAUUUCUACAUGUAAAGGAUAGUCAGGGAAAAAGCAUAAAAACGUCUUUCAAAAUUCAACUUAAUGCUCGAUAUUGAAAUUUGCUUUUGUCAUUCAUCCUUUGUCUCUAAGUGUAAAUUACUGUAAAACAUUAGUCACUUAAUUUAAGGUGGCUGGCAGCAGUUUCAGCACUUUUUGAGACUUAAAUGUUGACGGGUCACUACAAUCACUAUUUAUCAGUGAUGCUCCGAGUGUGAUGCAACAGCAACAACAACAGCAAAAUUACAGUUAAAUUGAAGACUGCUGAUCUGCAGUGCAAGCUUUUCUUUUAGCAUAUUUUAGAGAUCAGAAUUACUAUAGCCACUGGGAAGGGUUUUGGAGGUAAAGCGUUUUGAAAUCUACUAUAGGAAAAUUCAUUACCUGACUCGUGAAUUCCACGUUAAUAAAAUUUCACUUGACAAACCGACAUCGCACGAAUCGCGUAAAAAUUUUACUGCAGGGCAGAUUGACUUGCACUUUCAAAAAGACGUGUUUGGUUUUUGGCUUCGUCGACGGCGACAAUGGUUUUGAAAAUAUGAUUAAAAGAUAUUGUAUCUAAUCGGUUUUUGAGUUGAAUAUACCUCGCUGAAUACCUCACCUAGGUAACCAAUCAGGGUGCGAGAAUUCUCUGAGCUAUGCGAUUCUUCAUGUAAUUCAACAUGAUCUGAAAGCUUACAGAAACCAGUAGUAUCACUCUAAAAAACGUUCAGAUAUUCUGUUCAGUGUUUGAAAGGAUAAAUCAGGCUCUCUGUCACUGCUGGCAAAAUAUGUUUUCUUUCUUUAGCUGACCAAUAACGUGGACCCAAACUAAGUUUUGAACUUCGAAUUCAGGUUGCAAUGAACGCUCAAGAGGUAAAAAUUGGGCUUUUCAUUUCUCGUCACAAACUCAAACAUCUCUGAUUAUGUUGACGCUAUCAAACGAAAAGAUUUUGUCUUACAGACUGAAUAUUCAGACCCCGUCCUCCGGUGGUGGGUGCAUUUGUUAGGGAGUAAGACAAGGCUUGGGCAAUCUUAUGUAAAAACAGAAAAAUCUUUUUAAAAACUAUACGUAAUCGUUAGAACAUAAAAAUACAGGAAGUUUCAAAAUCAUUUCCCACCGGAAGAGAAAUGCAGUCCGUCGUCCCUUGCCAACUGCUACAGCUAAUUAACUGUGAAAGUUUAAACUGACGCAUGGACUGUCACUGAAUAUCGAGGAUAAAAGGGUUUCUAAUGAAUAUGAACAUUCCGCGGUUAAUAAUUGAUGAACUUAGAUAACGGAAUAAGUGAAGUCCUAGUACAUACAACUUGCACUGCAUGUAUCUGGCUGGGGGCCUCAUAUGAGCCCGGUUGACCGGGCUGGCCCGGCUACCGAGAACUCGCCGAACUCAAAUUUUCUUUGUUUAAAAUUCGAUUGUGUUCAUAGGAAGAAGGCGGGCCACCCCGGUUACCGAGGUCUCGAUUUUUACAACCGAGAUCUCGGCAAGCGGGAUGAACAUCUUUCCAUAUGAACACACAACAAAAUUCGUGCCGGUAACUGAGCCAGGCAGGCAAUAUGAAGAGGCCCUGGGAACCGUUGUACAGUUCAAUCGAGAAAUUGUUUCGUUCCUUUUUUGGCGGGAGUUUUAGAGAUCAUUUAGCCUGAAAUAUUUUCGAACGCAAUGAUGCCAUAGCAGCUGUUCUAUAAAUUUGUCUUUCUCUGUGCAUGGAAGAGAAAAUACUUUGGGAUGUUCCUAGUUGAUGAUAUAUUGCAUAAUUUUCUUUUCAAAUUCGUGAAAACAGUAAAGGCAAGUGUCGAUCUAUGACUCUGAUAUUAAUUCUCUUUUGUUUUAAACAAUUCAGUUACAAAGUGCUUAGCCAUAUAGAUUAAGUAACAGCAUCUUUUUUCUUUUAACGUCUUUUGAAUUAAUUGCCGCGGAUACGCUAAAACGUAACGCAUAGCGUAAUUUAAUAGCGUAAUAUAAGACGCUAAUUGUGGGUCGUUAACCAAGCGCAUUGACCAAGCGUGUGUAUGGCGAGGUCAUUACACAACCAUCAUGAAUUAGAUUCAUGGGGCAAUGUAUGCUCCAUCUUGCCCGUUGAGUAACCAAUCAGCGUAGCAUUUGGUUUAUGUUGGCCGCUGGCGGAGUCAGCCAUGUAAUAAGAGACGGUUUAUUAAGGUAAGGUUACUCAGGUAAAAAAACAAAAACCCUGAAAAUUAAUGCAAAAGACUACCGCGUAGUAACAUAUGGUGGUUCUUCUCUUGAAUUGGAACGCACUCCUAUCAUCGCUAUCUCACAAGCACACAGCUAUUCCUUGAAAAAGUUAGCCUUUGUCCUCGCUCAGUUUGAAAACUCAGUGAACAUGGGAAGCAGUUUUGACAGCGCAACCUCGAACAAUGCUUUUGCCAAAGCAGAAGUCAUCGCUUGGUGCAGCGCUUUUUCACUGAUAUCUGUGCUCAUUGUCACAGGAAACCUGCUCACUAUUAUUCUCUUUGCCGUCAACAAAAAAGUUAGGAAAAAGUGUUUCUUUCUGGUCGUUAAUAUGGCAUGUGCUGAUCUGCUGGUUGGGGCUGUUUCUCUGCCUAUUAAGAUUAUAACGCCAUUGUUACGGGAAGAGAGGAUGAGUUUGCCAGUAGCGACUUUUCUCAACAUCGUUACUGUCGUCUGCUUGCAAGCCACGAUAACUUUUGCUGCCUUGAUAUCUUUAGAAAGAGUUUAUGCCACAUGUUGGCCGCUUAAAUACCGAACACUGUCAGGGCAAGCAUACAACGUUGUAAUUAUUUUGGCGUGGAUUUUAGUACUUCUGAGCUCUACCAUACUUUCCGUGUUGAGGGUUUUUGUUUACGAGGUAGCUUAUUACUCGCUUUGGGUGACGUAUACCUUUACUCUCACAUUCAUUAUUUGCGUUUGUACUCUCGGCAUAUGGAGAAAAUUUGAAAACCGGCGUAUGCCUUCACUGACACAGCAAAACAGAGCUUUACAAAGCCGACGCUUGACAAAGACCUUGAUGCUCGUAUCUCUUCUUGCUUUGAUGUCGUGGAUCCCUAUAAUUAUUAUAAACAUAUUAGAAGCUACAAAUGUCUCAGUAAAUAAGAACAUUUAUCUCCUGGCGGUUCUUUUAAAUGUGUCCAACUGCUGUGCCAAUCCCGUUGUCUACGCAUUGCGAGUUUCUGAGUUCAGAAAAGCCUUUUUUAGUUCACGGAGGAUGAACGCUAAUGGCGGAAGAAGUAACAGGUAUUCUAUCUCGACUCCAGCGACACAGCUGAAAUCAACAACAACUGAUCUUAAGGUGUUGGAUACCAAGCUCUAAUCGUAAGAUUUAGGGUGAGAAACCGUACAGGAACUAUACAUAAAAUGCGGGGACACGACAAAACAAAAUCUUAAACUAAGAUAAAAACUUGUUUCAAAAUUUAACUUAUUGUUCAAUGUUAAACCUUGCUUUUAAUGAGUCGUACAUUUUUAUUCUUGUUUUUACUUUUACAAGUGUACUUUGUUGAUUCAGUUGCAGUGUUAAGUUGCAAAAUAAAGAAUAUACCUUAUACUACGAACUGUGACUCGCUAUUGACUUGGCUGCCUAUUGAUGGACGUUAAGACAGACUUUACAACAUAUUUCGCCUGAUUUCGUAGAUACAUCACGUAGAAAAUCU
Molecule: messenger RNA, 3906 nt
Organism: Orbicella faveolata
Lineage: Eukaryota; Metazoa; Cnidaria; Anthozoa; Scleractinia; Merulinidae
Product: adenosine receptor A3-like
Biological process (GO): G protein-coupled receptor signaling pathway
Cellular component (GO): plasma membrane
Molecular function (GO): G protein-coupled receptor activity
Source: RefSeq, a predicted model, not a curated record